Molecule: messenger RNA, 1122 nt
Organism: Giardia duodenalis
Lineage: Eukaryota; Fornicata; Diplomonadida; Hexamitidae
Product: Kelch motif-containing protein
Exons: 1
Coding region: 1-1122 (373 amino acids)
Molecular function (GO): protein binding
Source: RefSeq, a predicted model, not a curated record
AUGCAAUCGAGUUUUCUAGGUCCAGAUGAAAGCGCGGACAUAGCAGGUUCCAGGCUUUGCGCGGCACGGAAUGGAUACUACUACAUACACCUUUCCAAGCCAUACUCUGGUGCCUCGAUGGAGCUGUGGUACAUCUUGGCAACAAUGAAGGAGUUGGAAAUCUUCAAGAGACCAGUGUUUGGGGUUGAGCUGCGAUCUAUCGAUCCCCACGGGAUACGCCUUACAGAGAUGCAUGGGAGCUUGGUACUAUCCCUAUUAUCUAGAGACACAGACUCUCUACAGUUCUACUUUUUGGACAUAGACAGUGCCACUGCCUUACCCGUCAUGCUUAGAGGUUCUAAGAUUUCUCACCGCAUCAAUUACAGCAUGAUUCACAUCGCCUGCCAGCGCAUCCUUCUGGUAGGCGGAUCUUCUCCAACAGGGGUCUAUUACUCAAGCCUUUUUGUCCUCGAUUUUGCAACGGGAGAGUCACGAAAGAUGCGUCCUUUGACACACGGUCUCGACGGGUUCACCCUUACUCAUUUGGGGCCCGGUCGUGUAGGCCUUUUCGGAGGCUACUCUAAAAUAUCCUGUGAAAACAUGAUUUACCUUGUCAACAAAGACCAGUGGAGCGCAGUUUGUCCAAAUGAUGAAGUUGAUGAGCUAGUUGCGAAGCGGUGGAAACCCUGUCUUCAUAAGCUUACGGACACCCUUAUCUUGAUAUUUGGGGGGUACAAUGGCCGCGUGCUUAAUGAUCUUUAUGUAUACAGCACGUCAUCCAAUGCAUAUGCAACGAUAUAUCCUAGAGGCACAAGUCCCCUUGCACCGCGAGAAGACGGCGCGUACAUUCUAACAAAAGAUAAAGCCAAUCUUGUCCUCAUCGGGGGUGGAACCAAGCGCUGUGAUGUGCUAGACAUAGAAACACUUCGAACCAGCGCUAUGGCAAUCCUCGCAGACGCCCUUCUGAAGCGCGAUCUUACUGGUCAACAAUUAGGUGCCCCGCAAUUAGUUUCGUCGGAACAUCACACUGCUGAAGAGAAGGACUCCGUAGGGUCCCGGAUAGUGGAUGAGAUAAAGGCCAAGGUCGCUGCCAGCGGACAGACUACAGAGCUACUCGACAUUGUUUGGCCUAAGAAACGUUAA